Molecule: messenger RNA, 615 nt
Organism: Fasciola hepatica (liver fluke)
Lineage: Eukaryota; Metazoa; Platyhelminthes; Trematoda; Plagiorchiida; Fasciolidae
Source: the annotation of a GenBank genome assembly
AUGAUAGUCUCACGCUUUAUUUUGUCCAUCACAUGUGUAUGUAGUGUGACGUUCGGCCUGGUACCCAGACCAAAUCAGCAUAUUCGCAAUGACGAAUGGCACUCGUUACAUCGUCUCACGGAUCGAUUACGACUGAGGCAACUUCCAAUUCGCCGGCAGUUUACAGUUUGCUCGAAGGCUGCCAUCCAAACUGUAUCGAUUGCGUUACUGACAAUGUGCAACGAAACCGCGGAGGUACAAUGGCCUACAGAAGCAAUGCACGAGCAAUACACUCUAAUAGUCUCACAAAAACGGAUUGAUAUUCAAGCUUUUCAAGUUUGGGGUGCACUGCAUGCGUUGGAAACAGUUGCGCAGCUAGUGCGUCGAACGGAGGACAACCAACUAAUAAUCGAAGUGCAAACUAUUUACGAUGCCCCAAGAUUUACCCACCGUGGAUUCCUAAUCGAUACGGCACGACACUUUUUAUCUUUGGAGAGUAUACGGAACUUCUUGGACGCCAUGGCAAUGGUAAAAAUGAACGUACUUCAUUGGCAUAUCGUUGAUGAUGAGUCAUUUUCUUUUCAAUCCAUCACGUGGUCGAAUUUGUUUCGCUGUGUGCCUACGAUUCGAAUAUAA